Messenger RNA from Lodderomyces orthopsilosis Co 90-125, 1293 nucleotides. It is a transcript of the gene PZF1, whose product is annotated as Pzf1p. Gene Ontology annotation, molecular function: RNA polymerase II cis-regulatory region sequence-specific DNA binding; DNA-binding transcription factor activity. NCBI's taxonomy places the organism in Eukaryota, Fungi, Ascomycota, Pichiomycetes, Serinales, Debaryomycetaceae. The transcript has a single exon. Gene Ontology annotation, biological process: regulation of transcription by RNA polymerase II. The record is from RefSeq and is a predicted model, not a curated record. The coding region runs from base 1 to 1293 and encodes 430 amino acids.
AUGAGUGAAGACGAUACACGAUCUAAUGUUUCCAUAUCUUCCACGAGUUCAAGACCAAAGAGAUAUCAAUGUACCUUUGAAAGUUGCGAUAAGGCAUACAACAGACCAUCACUACUAGACCAACAUUUACGAUCGCACACUGGCGAUCGACCAUUUCCCUGUACUUACCCAAACUGUAACAAGUCUUUUUUAAGAAAAUCACACUUAGAUGCACAUUUGAUUUCUCAUUCAAGAGAUAAACCGUUUCAUUGUUCAGUGUGUGGCAAAGGUGUUAAUACGGCUCAACAUUUGAAACGACAUGAAAUCACCCAUACCAAGUCCUUCAAAUGCACCUACGAAGGCUGUAAUGAAUCUUUUUACAAACAUCAAUCACUACGUCAUCACAUACUCUCUGUACAUGAAAAGAUACUAACUUGUACCAUUUGUAACAAAACCUUUACCCGUCCAUCAAAACUUGCUCAACACAAAUUGAAACAUCAUGGAGAAUCUCCAGCUUAUCAAUGUGAUCAUCCGGGAUGUUUUGUCAAUUGUAAAACAUGGUCGGCUUUACAAUUUCAUGUCAAACAAGAACACCCAAAAUUAAAAUGCUCCAUUUGUGGCAAAGGUUGUGUUGGUAAGCGAGGUUUGAAGUCACAUAUGUUGAGUCACGAUGAUGCAACUAAAGUUUGGCAAUGCAAUUAUUGUGAUAUUGGGAAAUUCAAUAAGAAGACGGAGCUCGUAGCUCAUUACAAUGAAUAUCACGAUGGCAAUAUUCCUCAGGAAUUGCAGACUAAAGCAGAGCCAGAGGAGCAGGACAAUGAAAAAUAUCACGAUAAACUUGAGAUUUCAAGUUUGAAACAAUUGAAUAUGACUUCAUCCCCUGGUAGUGAAGAAGAUGUCAAGAGUUUAUUCAAGACGGAAUCAAGGUCAGUGACAGCAGAGGCGCAGAAAUCCGCCACAGUGCUAACAGCAAAUGAUUCUGGAUCCAUAGGAAAAUCAUUGGGGGUUAUUGAUUUGAUACUGAAAGAUUGUUCAAUCAAAAUCAAUUGUCCUAAAACUAAAUGUGAUCGAGUAUUUGCACGAGAAUAUGACUUGAAACGACAUUUGAAAUGGCAUGAUGAGAACUUGAAAAGAAUUGAAUUAUUUCUUGAUAAUUUACAACAGGAGCAGCAAUUGGAACCGUUGCAAAAGAAGAUUAAACUCAAUUCCAAAGACGAUCUAGCUCAUGAUGAAUAUGAUAAAGAGGAUGCGGAAUUUGAUGCUGCUCUUGAUGAGGAAUUCAAUUCCCCUGUUACUUUAAAUAAUACUGAAUAA